CGAUGAACACAGUCGUUGCCAAGACGCCAAAGUGUUCACAUCGAACAAGCAAAUAUUAAAGAGCAAUCCAAAUAAUUAAUUAAACAAUUAAAAAAAUUAUUUAUUUAUUUAAAAAUAAAAUUAGCUAAAAUAUUAUAGCAUUAGAAUUUUUUUUAAAAAACACACAAUAUAGUCGAGAAUAGAAAUUAAUAAAAUUUCGAUUUCGAUUUUUUCGAAAUUAAUAAAAUAUGAAUGAUAAUUAUUUAAAAAAAAAAAAAAAAAGUGUUUGUAAUGUGAAUUGAUAUAAUGACGGAGCAUGUGAUAGUAAAAUUAAAACACAAAGUUAAUUUAUUAUAUUUAUUAUUUACAAUAGGACCGUGCCCGCUAAAAUUGCGUAAUGCCGGUUACUCAGCUGCUUGACAUGUGUAUAUAAUACAAAAAUGUGUCAGUGUGUUUGUGUGUUUGCAUAUAUAUAUAUUCAUUUUUAAAUGAAGCGUUAAACAGCCUUUAAAUAUAUUUCGAUUCAUUUCAAUGACAAGUUGCUUAUUGUGUUGAUCGUGUAUACUCUUUUGAUGGAAUAAAAUUUUUUUUAAAAAUAAUAUAUAAAUUUUUAUUUACAAGAGAUUCAUCUUUUUAUUUUUUAAAUAAAAUUUUAAAUAACAAUGAAACAAGGUUUUUUUUAGUGCGUAUUUAUAUAAUAUAAUAUUUUUAUAUAUAAAAAGACAUUAAUAUCCGAUGAAGAAUCACAGUGCUAUCGUGUUACUUUUUUAUAUAUUUCUUUAUUUCGUUACGGCUUUAUGCUCAACGAUUUCCGUUUCUUUUCGACAUGUGAAUCCUUGUGAUGAUCGCAAAUCUCAUUCCAAAACAUUGGCGACGUGUAAAUACGAUACUGAUUGUGUUGAAAAUGCAUACUGUUGGAAUCGAGAAACAUGUCUAUGUAAAGAUGGUUUUUUGGUCAAUAAAAAUCGUACUCAUCUUCAAUGUUUAAAAGUUGCAUCAAAAAUGGGUGAUUCGUGUAUUGAAGACGUGCAGUGUCGUGUAACCUUCACCACUCGAGCAGAGUGCCGGAAUAAUAUCUGUGCUUGCUCCGAGGGAUCUCAUUAUGAAUUUGAACCAAAGAGAUGUUACGAGUCUGUUGGUAUUGGAAAAAUGUGUACAAAUUCUUACAAUUGUCAAGUUGAAGGUUCUCCAAGUUUUUGUGUUGAUGGUUUUUGUGGCUGUCCAUUUCAACAUCACCCCAAUGAGCAAGGCACAAGAUGCCUAAAAAGUUCAUACUUGGGUGACACAUGUCUAAUCGAUGAAGAAUGCAUUGAUAUGAAUUCCCGUUGUUUUGGUACUUGUGGUUGUAAAAUUGAUUAUGUACAAUCAAUAGAUGGUAAAAGAUGUUUAAAAGCUGCUGCCUCAAUGGGUGAUCCAUGCAUUGAGGAUACACAAUGUACAGCAUUUUUAAAAAAUUCAAAAUGUGGUAAUGAAAAUAAAUGUACUUGCCUUAUUAAUUUACAACCACGUGGACCAUUAUGUCUACGUAAACUCAAUCCAGAAAUGUUGGGUAAAAAAUGUUAUGUCAAAACACAGUGUGUUAAACCAACAAGUCCAGAAAUUGAAUUAAAAGACAUUGAAGUUGCAAAUGUCGACUGUUUAAAUGGCAUUUGUUCAUGUUCACAAGAUUACACAUUGACCGAAAAAGGCGAUGACUGCAUACGAUACAGCGAAAAUCACGGUUUGAGGCCAUCAAGCAAUGUUUUGAAUUUAACAACAAUAGCAUUGUUAUGGCUCAUUUACCUCACGUAAAUAUCAUAAUGAGUCAUCAUCUUCAUCUGGCAAUGAUAUUUUU
This is a messenger RNA of Aphidius gifuensis, 1813 nucleotides long. RefSeq names its product prion-like-(Q/N-rich) domain-bearing protein 25. Lineage: Eukaryota; Metazoa; Arthropoda; Insecta; Hymenoptera; Braconidae. The record is from RefSeq and is a predicted model, not a curated record. The transcript is spliced from 8 exons. The coding region runs from base 715 to 1770 and encodes 351 amino acids.